Molecule: messenger RNA, 4226 nt
Organism: Bacillus rossius redtenbacheri
Lineage: Eukaryota; Metazoa; Arthropoda; Insecta; Phasmatodea; Bacillidae
Product: DNA repair protein RAD50-like
Exons: 28
Coding region: 173-4087 (1304 amino acids)
Biological process (GO): telomere maintenance via telomerase; telomere maintenance via recombination; chromosome organization involved in meiotic cell cycle
Cellular component (GO): Mre11 complex; condensed nuclear chromosome; nucleus
Molecular function (GO): single-stranded telomeric DNA binding; double-stranded telomeric DNA binding; ATP hydrolysis activity
Source: RefSeq, a predicted model, not a curated record
AAAGUUCCGUAUAAAUUGUAUCCAUUUGUGUUUUUAAAUAAAAAAAAUUAAUAAAUGAAUUGGUUCUGUAUAAGCAGUGACGUAGCCAGGGAAGGCCUGGAGGUCCCUUUCGGAAUUAAAAAAUGAACUUGCGAAAACAACUAGAAAAUAAUAGCAAUUUAGCUAAAUAAGAAUGGCUCGUUUGCACAAGCUGUACAUAAAGGGCGUGCGCAGCUACGGCCCGUUCGACGACGACGAGCAGUGCGUGGUGUUCAUGUCACCCAUCACGCUGAUCAUGGGCCAGAACGGCUCGGGCAAGACCACUGUAAUAGAGGCGCUGAAGUACGCCACGACGGGCGACGCACCUCCUGGGAGCCAGCGAGGACAGUACUUCAUCCACGACCCCAAGCUGUCCUCAGUCUCGGAGGUCCACUCCAUGAUUAAAUUGGUGUUUAAAGAUGUCGAAGAUCAAGAGUGGAGUGUAACUAGGAGGAUGAAGUUGACUCAGAAACUUAAGAAGAUUGAAUUUAAGACUUUGGAAUUGAUGAUCUCAAGAGUCGAUAAGGAGGGAGUUAACAGGGAUUUUCGGGGUCGUUGUGUUAAUGAGAAUGUCUUGUCAGCGGCCCUGGGAGUCUCAAAGCCAAUACUGAAUCAUGUCAUUUUCUGUCAUCAAGAGGAAUCCUGUUGGCCUUUGGAUGAAGCAAAGACGUUAAAGGAAAAAUUUGAUGCUAUUUUUAACAUCACAAAAUACAACAAGUGCAUAGAAAUUGUUAGAAAACUGUGUAAGAAGAUUGAAGAUGAACUAAAAGUUUUGAACAAUCAGCUGGCAAAUGACCAAAUCCACAAAAAGCAAGCCGAAGACAAACGAAGAAGUUUUCGUGAAACAGAAGAACGUUGUGCUGGCUCUUCCAAAAAAAUAGAAAAUUUUGAAAAUGAUUUGGAGAAAGUGAGGAAGGCCUUAGAAAAAGUGUAUGAAACGGAACGUAACAUGAACAAAUUACAGUGUGAAUAUGACAGCAAGAAACGUCAGUUGGAAGUUGUGAAGAAUCAUCAAAUUGAAUUGCGACAGACCAUCAAAGAGGAAUUUGCAGGCUCCACUCAAGAACUAUACAAUGCCAUAGAAAUGUUCAAUGAAAAGCUUUCUGUUAAGGAAAAUGAAUUGACAGAACUGGAGGCGAGCAUGCAGGUGGUGAAGGCAGAGGAGAGGGAGGUGGUGUCCGAGGUCAGCCAGCUGCAGCUGCAGGUGGCGAGGAUGGAAGAGGAGCAGCGCCAGCAACAGAGCAGGGAGCGCAGUCGCAACAGCACCCUGGCGCAGCUGGCCCGGCAGCUGGGGCUGCAGGAGCUGGACCCAGUCGACGUCGCGCAUGUGGCCGAGGUGAUGUCGGAGGUGAGGAGGAAGGUGGCCCUCCUGAGGGAGCAGCUGGAUGCUGUGAGGGUGCAGCUGGAGGCAGAAGAGCAGCACUCCCAGUCCAAGAUCGACAACUGCAGGGAGGAGGUCACCAGUCUUAAUCAGGAAAUACGUAUGAAAAAGGAGCAGUUAAAUCAGAAGAAGAGUGAUGAACGUAAAGCAGCAAGGCAGAUUGCUGGGGUGAAAAUAUCGGAUGCGGAUGUGGAGAAGGUAGACGCAGAGCUGGACAGGGUCACCAUGGAUCUGAAAGUGGCACAAAGCAUGCACGAAGCUGAGAACUGGAAGGAGAAGUUGGGAGAACUCAGGGGGCAGCGAACAGAAUUUGAGAAGAACUUGCGAGCUGUAGAUGAACGUGUUAUAGAACUUCAGAGUCAGAGUAACUUGCUAGCAGAGAUAAAGAUCUUGGAGCAAACUAAGGCAGAAAAAGAAGAGAAAAUCCUUAGCCUAGAGAAGGACUUGCAGAAGCCGAUGAUGAUGCUAUUUAAGAAAUUCCCUUCUACCAAUAUCAAGCAAUGCAUGGAUGAUGUUCUCAGCAAAUGUGAGAACGCAAUACGAGAAAAGAACAAGCUCGUGAACGCGAAGCAGAACGAGCUGUCGAUGCUGGAGUACAAGCGCAAGGAGCAAGAUGCCAAGCUCAGUUCGAUGGAAGAGGAAGUGCAGAGAAAUAAAGACUCCAUAUUUGACAUGUGUGGCAGUGAUGACUUGGAAACAACCUUGAAAUCUCUUCAAAAAGAAAUACAGGAUCUUCAGGAUGAGAAAGGCAUCCUGUCGUCCUCGGAGGCGAUGUACAGACACUACAUUGACAAGAUGCAGCAGAACAAGCCUUGCUGUCCCCUCUGUCACCGGGGUUUCCAGGAACAAGCCAGUGUGGAGGAGCUGAUUGGUGAACUGACGGGCAAGAUGAGUGCAGUGCCAGCUCUGCUGCGAGCCAAGGAGGGUCGACUAGAGGCGCUCCAGAAGAAGUAUGACAACUUGUUGCAGCUGCAGCCAGCGCACAAGCAUUGCCGCCAGCUGAAGACUGUGGACAUUCCCGCAGCCAGGUCUGCGUUGGAGGAGACAGGCAGGAGAGCGGUGCAGGCACUUGCGGCUGGGGAGGAGCUGAGGAGAGCACUGUCGGAGCUGCAGACGCGGGAGAAGGUGGCGAAGGGAGCUCUUGGUGACGUGCUGCAGCUGAGCCAGUUGCGUGCGGAGGUCGCCCAGCUGGAGCAGCGCAGGGCCGGCAUGGUCGCCAACAUGAUAGAUGAUCCUGCACAGAGCCUGCAGGCUACGCUGGACAAGCAGUCCAGGCUGCGCAAAGACCUUGAUGCGACCUCCAAGGAGCUGGAUAACCUCCGCACCAGGUUCGACUCCUCCCAGACGGAGCUCAACAACCUCCAAGACCGCAGGAACCAACUGUUUGCCAAGCACCUCAAGAUACAAGGCGACCUGCAAAUGCGCAGACAGCUGGAGGAGAAAAGGGAAGAAUGUGAAAAAGACAUUGCUGUUCUGUCUAUCAGCAUCGAUGAUUUAAGUGAGAGGCUGGAACCAGCUAACAUACAACUGCAAACUGCCAUCGAAGACAAGGUGAAGCUACAGGCGGAGAACCGCAGAAAGCUGGACACUAAAAGGAGUGAGGUGGGCGGGGCCCAGAAGCAGCUGGACGAGGCGGAGAAGCUCCAGAGGGACAUCGAGGCGUACGAGCAGCGGGGCGUGCCCGGGAAGCUGCGGCACUCCAGGGAGGAGGUCCGGCGGCUGGAGGCCAGCAGGGCCGCGCUGGAGACGCGCAGGCAGGGCGUGGCGGACCGCAUCGACCACGUCAGGCUGUACCUGGCCUCCCAGAAGGACCGGGAGCGGGAGCUGCAGGACAACCUGAAGCUGCGGGACAAGCUGGAGGAGGAGCGGGAGCUGGCGGACGAGACGGAGGAGCUGAGGAGGCAGCUGGCGGCCGUCAGCGUGAAGGCGGUGCUGCUGAAGAGGAGGCAGCUGGAGACGGAGCACACCGCGCUGCUCACCGAGAAAGCCCAGUGUACAGGUCAGCUUAAAGAGCUGAAGGAAAUUAUGGGAAGUUUACAGAAAGAGCUUAACACACCAAUUUUUAAGAAUGCUGAUGAUAAGUUCAAUGAAACAUCAUUUACUAUAAAGGUUAAGCAUCUUGCCAAAGAAGACUUGCAAAGCUAUUCUCAGGCUAUGGAAUGGGCGGUCACACACUUCCACUCUGAGCGCAUGAAGAUAAUCAAUACCAUCAUACGUAACUUGUGGCGGCAGAUAUACUGUGGCUCUGACAUAGACUACAUAGAGAUUAAGACUGGCUCUGAUGCUAAAAGCACCAUGAAGCGACGCAGCUACACGUACAAGGUGGUGCAGGUGAAGUCCGGAGUGGAGAUGAACAUGAGGGGUCGCUGCAGCGGCGGCCAGAAGGUUUUGGCCUCCUUGAUCAUUCGCAUAGCACUGGCCGAGACAUUCAGCACCAAGUGUGCGUUCCUGGCCCUGGAUGAACCAACUGCCAACCUGGACAGGGAAAACAUCAACAACUUUGUGCAUGCUCUCGCAGACAUCGUGAAGACGCGCGGUGUGAGGCGCAAGUUCCAGCUGAUCAUCAUCACGCACGACCAGCAGUUCCUGGAAAUGUUGAACGACCAGCACCUUGCCACCGAGUACUUCCGUGUCGACCGCAAUGCACGAGCAAGAUCUGUGAUUGAGAAGCAUCGAGUGGUGUUGUAGUAGUGUAACUAACUGGCUGCGACACGAAUCCUACUGUGCAGAUGGUGCUAGACUGCCGCUUCACAGUUCACAAGUGCUUCUACAGUUUAUUCAAAUUUUGUAAUUGGUCUAUAAUAAAAGUUAAUAUGUUUUCAUAAAA